AUGGCAGAGAAAGUGCUGGUAACAGGUGGGGCUGGCUACAUUGGCAGCCACACUGUCCUGGAGCUGCUGGAGGCGGGCUAUUCGCCCAUGGUCAUUGACAACUUCCAUAACGCCAUUCGUGGAGGGGGCUCCAUGCCUGAGAGCCUGCGGCGGGUUCAGGAGCUGACAGGCUGCUCUGUGGAGUUUGAGGAGAUGGACAUCUUGGACCAGGCAGCUCUACAACGUCUCUUUAAGAAGCACAGCUUCAUGGCGGUCAUCCACUUUGCGGGGCUCAAGGCUGUGGGUGAGUCAGUGCAGAAGCCCCUGGAUUAUUACAGAGUCAACCUGACGGGAACCAUCCAGCUUCUGGAGAUCAUGAGGGCCCACGGGGUGAAGAACCUGGUAUUCAGCAGCUCGGCCACCGUGUACGGGAACCCCCAGUACCUGCCUCUGGAUGAGGCCCACCCCACAGGUGGCUGUACCAACCCCUAUGGCAAGUCCAAGUUCUUCAUUGAGGAAAUGAUCCGGGACUUGUGCCAGGCGGACAAGGCCUGGAACGCAGUGCUGCUGCGGUAUUUCAACCCCAUAGGCGCCCAUGCCUCAGGCAGAAUCGGCGAGGACCCGCAGGGCAUCCCCAAUAACCUCAUGCCCUAUGUCUCCCAGGUGGCGAUUGGGCGGCGGGAGAAACUGAAUGUCUUUGGCAACGACUACGACACGGAGGAUGGCACAGGCGUCCGGGAUUACAUCCACGUCGUGGAUCUGGCCAAGGGCCACAUCGCGGCCUUGAGGAAGCUGAAGGAGCAGUGUGGCUGCCGGAUCUACAACCUGGGCACGGGCACAGGCUAUUCGGUGCUACAGAUGGUCCAGGCCAUGGAGAAGGCCUCCGGGAAGAAGAUCCCAUACAAGGUGGUGGCCCGGCGUGAAGGCGACGUGGCUGCCUGUUACGCCGACCCCAGCCUGGCCCUCAAGGAGCUGGGCUGGUCAGCAGCCCUAGGGCUGGACAGGAUGUGUGAAGAUCUAUGGCGCUGGCAGAAGCAGAAUCCUUCAGGCUUUGGCUCGCAGGCCUGA
Rangifer tarandus platyrhynchus (Svalbard reindeer) is the source of this 1047-nucleotide messenger RNA. The record is from the annotation of a GenBank genome assembly. Lineage: Eukaryota; Metazoa; Chordata; Mammalia; Artiodactyla; Cervidae.